UGGACAGGACGGCCCCGGGACCUCGAAGGGUCAGCCGGCGCCAGCCCGCACCCUCUCUGCGCAGGGCCCAUCGCGCACACAAGAGUAAGGAGCUGCGCCCCAGCCACCUGCUGAGCCAACCGCAGCGCCGCGUGGGGGGCGCGGGCGGUGGCCCCGGGGACCGUCCAUGCCCCGGGCGCGGCCGCGCCCCCUCCCCCUACAGCCGCGCGCCCCCGCGGCCGGGCGCCGUUCAGGGCCGCGGGCCUGUCCGGGAGCCCCUUCGGGGGCGUCACCCCGGCGGCCGCGAGGAGUCCACCAUGUGACGCGGCGCUGUUCUGGUGUGUGACCGAGCAGCGGCGCCCUGCUGCCUCCCGUCCAUGCUCCUGGGUCCCGGUUUCACGCAGGCCAAGCAUGAGGCCACGGCCCGACGGUCGGGGACUGCUGGCUGGAGCCGCGCUGUCUCCCGCACUGCUCCUCUUGCUCCUGCUGCCACCUCCGCCGCCGCUGCCGGGACGUCUAUGGGCGGCCUGCACGCCCGCACCGUCGGCGCCAGAGGCUCUGGAGGACAGCGAGUCCGGUGCGGGCCGAGUGAAGCGCGGCUGGGUGUGGAAUCAGUUCUUUGUGGUGGAGGAGUACACGGGCACCGAGCCCUUGUACGUGGGCAAGAUCCACUCAGACUCAGAUGAGGGUGACGGCGCUAUCAAAUACACCAUCUCAGGCGAGGGUGCCGGCACCAUCUUCUUGAUUGAUGAACUAACAGGGGACAUCCAUGCCAUGGAGCGCCUGGACCGUGAGCAGAAGACCUUCUAUACACUGCGCGCCCAGGCCCGGGACCGUGCCACCAACCGCCUGCUGGAGCCGGAGUCUGAGUUCAUUAUCAAGGUGCAGGACAUCAACGACAGUGAGCCCCGCUUCCUGCAUGGCCCCUACAUCGGCAGUGUGGCCGAGCUCUCCCCUACAGGCACGUCGGUGAUGCAGGUGAUGGCUUCAGAUGCUGAUGAUCCCACAUAUGGCAGCAGCGCUCGGCUGGUGUACAGCGUGCUGGAUGGUGAGCACCACUUCACGGUGGACCCCAAGACAGGUGUGAUCCGGACAGCUGUGCCAGACCUGGACCGAGAGAGACAGGAGCGCUACGAGGUGGUGAUUCAGGCCAUGGACAUGGCGGGCCAGCUGGGUGGCCUCUCAGGCUCCACCACCGUCACCAUCGUGGUCACCGACGUCAAUGACAACCCACCCCGCUUCCCGCAGAAGAUGUACCAGUUCAGCAUCCAGGAGUCAGCUCCCAUUGGCACAGCUGUGGGGCGAGUGAAGGCCGAGGACUCGGACGUGGGUGAGAAUACCGACAUGACAUACCACAUCAAGGAGGAGAGCAGAAGCGGCGGAGACGUGUUCAAGGUCACCACAGACAGUGACACUCAGGAAGCCAUCAUCGUGAUACAGAAGCGCCUGGACUUCGAGUCCCAGCCGGUGCACACCGUAGUCUUGGAAGCUCUCAACAAAUUCGUGGAUCCCCGAUUUGCUGACCUGGGCACAUUCCGCGACCAGGCCAUCGUGCGUGUGGCCGUGACUGACGUGGACGAGCCCCCCGAGUUCCGGCCGCCCUCUGGCCUCCUGGAGGUGCAGGAGGACGCGCAGGUGGGCUCCCUGGUCGGCGUAGUGACGGCGCGGGACCCCGACGCCGCCAACCGGCCCGUCCGGUAUGCCAUUGACCGCAAUUCAGACUUGGACCAGAUCUUCGAUAUUGACGCGGACACUGGCGCCAUCGUAACAGGCAAGGGACUGGACCGAGAGACGGCAGGCUGGCACAACAUCACAGUGCUGGCCAUGGAGGCUGACAAUCAUGCCCAGCUUUCCCGGGCAUCCCUAAGGAUUCGAAUCCUGGAUGUGAACGACAAUCCCCCAGAACUGGCCACACCCUAUGAAACAUCCGUGUGUGAGGAUGCCAAGCCAGGCCAGCUCAUCCAAACCAUUAGCGUGGUGGACAGAGACGAGCCCCAGGGUGGCCACCGCUUCUAUUUCCACCUGGUGCCUGAGGCUCCCAGCAACCCUCACUUCUCUCUGCUUGACAUCGAAGACAAUACAGCUGCGGUGCACACACAACACGUGGGCUUCAACCGACAGGAGCAGGACGUGUUCUUCCUGCCCAUCUUGGUGGUGGACAGCGGGUCACCCACGCUGAGCAGCACAGGAACGCUCACCAUCCGUAUCUGCGGCUGUGACAGCUCAGGCGCCAUCCAGUCCUGUAACACCACAGCCUUCGUCGUGGCUGCCUCCCUUAGCCCCGGCGCCCUCAUCGCCCUGCUGGUCUGUGUCCUCAUCCUGGUCGUGCUGGUGCUGCUGAUCCUCACCCUCAGGCGCCACCACAAGAGUCACCUGAGCUCGGACGAGGAUGAGGACAUGCGGGACAACGUCAUCAAAUACAAUGAUGAGGGUGGCGGCGAGCAGGACACUGAAGCCUACGACAUGUCGGCGUUACGGAGCCUCUAUGACUUCGGCGAGCUCAAAGGCAGCGAUGGGGGUGGCGGCGGGGGCCCCGGUGAGAGCGCGGACAGCCCCCAGCAGGCCGGCCUGCCAUCGGAGCGCCACUCGCUGCCACAGGGGCCGUCGAGCCCGGAGCCGGACUUCUCGGUGUUCAGGGACUUCAUCGGCCGCAAGGUGGCGCUGGCGGACGGGGACCUGUCGGUGCCGCCCUACGACGCCUUCCAGACGUAUGCCUUCGAGGGCGCAGACUCGCCGGCCGCCUCGCUCAGCUCGCUGUACAGCGGCUCGUCGGGCUCCGAGCAGGACUUCACCUAUCUCAGCAGCUGGGGCCCUCGCUUCCGGCCGCUGGCCGCACUCUACGCCGGCCACCGAGCCGACGAUCCAGCCCCGACCUCCUAGCGGGGGCCGCGCCCUACUAUGGGGG
Molecule: messenger RNA, 2884 nt
Organism: Chrysochloris asiatica (Cape golden mole)
Lineage: Eukaryota; Metazoa; Chordata; Mammalia; Afrosoricida; Chrysochloridae
Gene: CDH22
Product: cadherin 22, type 2
Exons: 11
Coding region: 391-2859 (822 amino acids)
Biological process (GO): multicellular organism development; adherens junction organization; homophilic cell-cell adhesion
Cellular component (GO): plasma membrane; adherens junction; catenin complex
Molecular function (GO): calcium ion binding; cadherin binding
Source: RefSeq, a predicted model, not a curated record